CGCGAGCGCCGAUGUGUCUUUGCUUGGGUAUCGUCUGGUAGUUGUUUGGUUUUGAAGAUCAUAGAUUUUUUUAGAUGCCUAAAGAGAAACUCGUUAUCAGGUGAAAUAGUCGCACGAGAAGGAAAACUCGGGGGAGAUGGCGCCGAAAGGGAAAGUUGGAACCAAAGGCAAGAAACAAAUACUUGAAGAGAACCAGGGUUCUCUGAAGUUCUACAGCAGAAUCAUCCUGGGAGCAAACACUAUUUAUGCAGUGGUCAAUCUCUUGCUCUUUUAUAACUCGUCUACAUUUUGGACAUGGUUCUUUCUAAUGUUCGCAGUGGCGGUCUACAUCGGCGGCUACAAAUCUAUGUCAGCGAUGGCCAAACCUGCAUUUGCUGAAGAUGGUAGCUUGCUGGAUGGAGGGAUUGAUCUUAAUAUGGAACAGGGCAUGGCAGAACACCUGAAGGAUGUGAUACUUCUUACUGCUAUUGUUCAGGUCCUCAGCACUCUGUCAUCCUACUUCUGGUACUUCUGGCUGUUGGCACCUGCAAGGGCUUUGCAUUUAUUGUGGGUGAGCUUCCUUGGCCCCUGGUUUUCUGCCGAGACACAGGCAGCCCCUGAAGAGAACGAGAAGAAUGAAAAGAAACAGAGGCGUCAGGAAAGACGACAGAUGAAGAGAUUCUAGAGCUGUGUGGGUUUUUUUUUUAAUAUACACAUUUAUUGUACAAUUACAAAGAACAUGUGAUCU
This is a messenger RNA of Carassius carassius (crucian carp), 727 nucleotides long. RefSeq names its product transmembrane protein 208-like. Gene Ontology annotation, biological process: vacuolar protein processing. The coding region runs from base 137 to 664 and encodes 175 amino acids. Lineage: Eukaryota; Metazoa; Chordata; Actinopteri; Cypriniformes; Cyprinidae. The transcript is spliced from 6 exons. Gene Ontology annotation, cellular component: intracellular membrane-bounded organelle. The record is from RefSeq and is a predicted model, not a curated record.